UGCCCGGGAUGGUGUCAACCCUCAGCUGGCGGGCUGCGGACUACUCCCACUGGUUCCCCGGAGCGUCUUUCCGUCCCGGGUCUGUGUGUGUCUCUGGUGCCCUCUUUCCGGCCAGCACCUCGCUCUUCGCUUCUCGGCGUUCGUCUUCAGGCUCUCAGUUUCUCCUCCUCUUUCACCGUCUCCCCAACCCUGAGUGCCAGCCAUUCUCCCGGGCUUCGGUGUCCGAGACCUGAGGGCCUGCCCGGCGCCCCAUGGAAGAGCCCCUCGCGCCCAGCUCAGCCUCGAGAGCCACUGAGGAGCCGGGGUCCCGCGCAGAGAUCAUGGAAGAAGUGACAUCAUCCUCCUUCAACAGCCCUCUGUUCCAGCAAGAAGACAAGGAAGGGAUUACCUACCGGAUUCCAGCCCUGCUCUAUGUGCCCCCCACCCACAUGUUCCUGGCCUUUGCAGAGAGGCGUUCAACAAGCAGGGAUGAGGAUGCUCUCUACCUGGUGCUGAGGCGAGGGUUGAGGACUGGGCACUCAGUACAGUGGGGACCCCUUAAGCCACUGAUGGAAGCCACAUUACCUGGGCAUCGGACCAUGAACCCCUGUCCUGUGUGGGAGCAAAAGAGUGACUGUGUGUACCUGUUCUUCAUCUGUGUGCGGAACCAUGUCACCGAACGUCAACAGAUUGUGUCAGGCAGGAAUGCUGCCCGCCUCUGCUUUGUCUGCAGUCAGGAUGCUGGAUGCUCAUGGAGUGAGGUGAGGGACUUGACUGAAGAUGUCAUUGGCUCGGAAUUGAAGCACUGGGCCACAUUUGCUGUGGGCCCAGGGCAUGGCAUCCAGCUGCAGUCGGGGAGGCUGGUCAUUCCCGCAUACGCCUACUAUUUCCCUUGCCGGUUCCUUUGCUUCCCACUACCAUGUACAACAAGACCUCAUUCCCUGAUGAUCUACAGUGAUGACUUAGGGAUGACAUGGCACCAUGGUAAGCUCAUUAGACCUCUGGUGACAGUGGAGUGCCAAGUGGCAGAGGUGACCAGGAAGGCUGCUUACCCUGUGCUCUACUGCAGUGCCCGGACACCAAACAGGUACAGGGCAGAGGCUCUCAGCACUGAUCAUGGUGAAUGUUUUCAGAGACAGACCCUGAGCCCACAGCUCUGUGAGCCCCCCCCACAUGGCUGCCAAGGUAGUGUAGUGAGUUUCCGGCCCCUGGAGAACACACGUAGAUGCCAGGACACUGGUGGCAAAGAUGCUCCCACCAUUCGGCAGAGCCCUCUACUGGACAAUUCACUGAAGCUGGAGGAAGGAGCUGGAACACCACCUGAAACAUGGCUCUUAUACUCACACCCAACUAAUAAGAAACGGAGAGUUGACCUGGGCAUCUACCUCAACCAGAGCCCCUUGGAGAAUGCCUGCUGGUCUCACCCCUGGAUCUUACACUGUGGGCCCUGUGGCUACUCUGAUCUGGCUGCUGUGGAGGAGGAGGGCUUGUUUGGGUGUUUGUUUGAGUGUGGGACCAAGUGGGAGUGUGAACAAAUUGCCUUCCGUCUAUUUUCAGACCGAGAGAUCCUGAACUGCAUAUAGGGGAUCUGCACCAGUCCUGGUAGGAAUCUGAGCCAAUUCAAGACUAAACUGACUGACUUUUCCAUAGAAGGGAAUGGCAGCCACAACCAGGAUAAUAGAGGUUACAGAGUAUCAAAAACCUUAAUAUUCUAUUCCCUGCCUCUUUUCCAUUUCUUCUCCAAAGAGCAAAAUGAAAAAUUUUCCAUAGCUUCUGCAGUUGCAAGCUCACUGAAUUGGCCUACUUUAAGAUGUUGGACAUGUUACCUGAACUUUCUGGGCCUCAGGUGUCCAUCUGUAAAAUGAGAGAAUUGAUUCUGUGAUAUCUUAUCUUCCCAUUACUAGGAGAAGCAGAGAACCUAUAUGCUCCAUGAUCAGGACUGGCUACAUAAGAACUCUGCUCAGAAUGGGUAUCAGAAGACUUUCUUUUCAAAUGACUCUCCCCUCAUCUGCCUAUAGGGUUUCACACAGGUGUCAAGGCAAGAAGGAGGACCUGGAUUUUUUUCCAUAUUUAAUAAUUACAAUACUCUUACCUUUCUGGAAAAUCAUGCUCUGAGCUCUGCAGGCUCUCUGUCCUAGAGGAAUUGAGCAAGACAGCAGAAUCAUGAUGUUGCCUACUUUUUCCAGCUUCACAGCUCUGCUCAACCAUCCCUUCCUUAUCCAGAAAACAUCAUUUCCUUAGGAGAAAUAUGAGAAACCAGCAGCCCUUGAUGAUGGUGCUUCCUGCUUCUGAUAUCAUUACCUUGAUGAAAAUGAGCUCUACGUUCAUUUUCCCAUUAGGGUGAUUCCUGAUGGGAAAAGGACACGGAUUAGGACGUUAGAAGUGGACAAGCCAGGCAUGAUGGUGUACAUCUAUAUUCCCAGCUACUCAGGAGGCUGAAACAGGAGGAUCACUUGAGGUCAGAGAGUUCAAGGCCAAUCUGAGCAAUUUAGAGAGAUCCUGUCUCUAAAAACAAAACAAAAAAUUGGACGAAAUUACCGAUGGUCCCUUCUUCAAGGGGCUCACGGUUUAUGGAACUAGAAAAGGAAUUAGAUUUGAGAAAAAAAAAUGCUGAUGGUGAAUAGUUGGUAGAUGUUAGGCUGUAAAUUGGGAUGAUGGUAACUUCUGAUGUCAUUGUUUUAAUUGCGUCUUCAGUAUACCUGGAGUCCUCUUUCCAAGGGCUCACCCAGGGUGCUAGAUUUUCCCCAAGUCCGUUUUACUCAGAAUAUUGUUGUUGCCCAGCCUCUCCUUUACCAGUGGGGAAGGUCCUCACCAUUAGGAAGGUCUCAGGGCUGUAAACUUCUGAAUCAGGCCAAUUUGUUUGGACCUACUGGAAUUGCUACUUGUGAAGUAGGGAUGCCUCUCCUUCUAAGACUUUUGGGGCUGAACUUACUUAGCCAGUUAUGGGCCUCUCAGAUGAUACUAGAGUGGUGGUUGCUUCUAUCUUAGAUUGUUUCCCCAAUAGUUUGUUAUUGUGACAGAAAUUUUAUCAUGAGAGAUUUAUUUUUUUGUCUCUAUUUUUAUCCCUAUUUAAGGAGGAUAAUGCCUUAAACUGAUAUCAGCUGAAUGUUUUUGGUGUUGGGUAAUGACCAGAAAGAGUAAGCCUAGUUAUGGGAUACAGCCUAGGAGGCUAGAGUUGUAGUUAUGCAAGUCAGGUGUAAGGAAUAUCCUACUUGAGCAUAUUGCUUAAGACUGUAACUUUUGGGGGCUGGGGAGAUAACCCAGUCGGUAGAGUGCUUGCCUUGUAAGCACAAGGCCCUGGGUUUGAUCCCCAGCACCCGCCCCCCACCCCAAAAAGAAGACU
Molecule: messenger RNA, 3322 nt
Organism: Sciurus carolinensis (gray squirrel)
Lineage: Eukaryota; Metazoa; Chordata; Mammalia; Rodentia; Sciuridae
Gene: Neu3
Product: neuraminidase 3
Exons: 3
Coding region: 252-1562 (436 amino acids)
Biological process (GO): oligosaccharide catabolic process; ganglioside catabolic process
Cellular component (GO): membrane; lysosome; cytoplasm
Molecular function (GO): exo-alpha-sialidase activity
Source: RefSeq, a predicted model, not a curated record